Molecule: messenger RNA, 8814 nt
Organism: Choloepus didactylus (southern two-toed sloth)
Lineage: Eukaryota; Metazoa; Chordata; Mammalia; Pilosa; Megalonychidae
Gene: FYCO1
Product: FYVE and coiled-coil domain autophagy adaptor 1
Exons: 15
Coding region: 215-4189 (1324 amino acids)
Biological process (GO): positive regulation of autophagosome maturation; plus-end-directed vesicle transport along microtubule
Cellular component (GO): autophagosome; late endosome; lysosome
Molecular function (GO): metal ion binding
Source: RefSeq, a predicted model, not a curated record
GUCUGUGCGUCAUGGCCGUUCGCGCCGCACGGGUCUUCUCUUCCGCUCGGCCCCAGAAAGUUUCGGUUCUGCCCGGCCGUGGACCCACGAGCGUGAGCCACCAUGGAGUCUGACCUCUGCUGACCAGACAGCCACGGAGGGCCGAAAUUCUAAGCCUUUCUCCAGACUCAGGAAGGAGGCACACAGCCAAGAAAGGCAGCCUGCAGCCCUCACCAUGACUUCCACUGCUGCAGAGAGCCAGCUCCAGAGAAUUAUCCGUGAUUUGCAAGAUGCUGUGGCAGAACUAAGCAAAGAAUUUAAGGAAACAGGGGAACCCAUCACAGAUGACAGCACCAGCUUGCAUAAGUUUUCUUACAAACUUGAGUAUCUUCUACAAUUCGAUCAGAAAGAGAAGGCCACCCUUCUGGGCAACAAGAAGGACUAUUGGGAUUACUUCUGUGACUGCCUGGCCAAAGUGAAAGGAGCCAAUGAUGGGAUCCAAUUCGUCAAGUCUAUUUCAGAGUUCCGAACAUCUCUGGGGAAAGGAAGAGCAUUUGUUCGCUAUUCCUUGGUGCACCAGAGGUUGGCAGACACCUUACAGCAGUGCUUCAUGAACACCAAAGUGACCAGUGACUGGUACUAUGCAAGGAGCCCUUUUCUAAAGCCAAAGCUGAGCUCUGACAUUGUGGGCCAACUCUAUGAGCUGACCGAGGUCCAGUUUGACCUGGCAUCAAGGGGCUAUGACUUGGAUGCUGCCUGGCCAACGUUUGCCCGGAGGACUCUGGCUACUGGCUCUUCUGCUUACAUGUGGAAACCCCCUAGCCGAAGCUCCAGCAUGAACAGUUUGGUGAGCAACUACCUGCAGACUCAGGAGAUGGCCUCCAGCUUUGACCUGAACAGCCCUUUACGUAACGAGGCACUGGAGGGCUUUGACGAGAUGCGGCUGGAGCUGGACCAGUUGGAGGUGCGGGAGAAGCAGUUGCAGGAGCAAAUGCAACAGCUGGACAAAGAGAACCAGGAGCUUAGGGCAACUGUCAACUUGCAGGGAGAGCAGCUGCAGAUGGAGAGGGAGAAGGGACGUGUUGCAGCUGAGGACAAUGUUCGCCUCACUUGCUUGGUGGCCAAGCUCCAGAAACAGUGGGAGGUCACCCAGGCCACCCAGAGCACUGUAAAGGAGCUGCAGGAGUGUCUACAGGCCCUGGAGCUGGGUGCAGCAGAGAAGGAGGACCUUCACUCAGCCCUGCAGCAACUGGAGUCCACACUCCAGCCCCUGAUGCAAGAACUCGAGGCCGCAUGGGACUCACUGCAUGGGACUCACCAGCAUUUAGCCAGUUUCCCAGCCCGGCUGGCCAUAGCCGAGCAGAAGGCAAAUAUAGCACUGGACACAAAAGGGCAGCAAGAGCCCGUCUUCAGUGACUCAUCCCUAGAGAUCCAGGCGUUGUGGGAGAAGCUUCGAACCCUAGAAAGGGAAAGCACUAAAGUCCAGAUGCUCAAUGGGCAGCAGAGUGCCCAGCUGGAGCAGCUGACCAAGGAGCUACAGCUGAAGGAGGAGGCCCGGGCUGACCUGGAACGCUUGGUGAAGGAAUUGGCACCACUCCGGGAAGAGCUAUCCAGGAAGGGACAGGAGGCAGCCGAGCUCCAACAACAGCUGCAGGAGUCACUAGCCCACUUGAGCUCCUUAGAGGAGGAGCUGGUGGAGGUGAGGCGGGAGGAGCAGCAGUGGCGGGAGGAGAAGGAGCUGCUGGAGCAGGAGACCAAGUCUCUAACAAGGCAGCUGCAGUUCCUGGAAUCCCAGCUGUCACAUGUGAGCCAGCAUGUGAGUGACCUGGAGGAGCAGAAGCAGCAGCUCAUUCAGGAUAAAGACCACCUCAGGCAGAAGGUGGGGGAGCUGGAGCAACUUGCUGGACAGCCAGGCCCAGAGCCACCUGUGGCAGGUGAGAGGAGUGAGGCGCUGGCCCCCCUGCACUCAACCCUUCCACAGACCUGUGAGAAGCCAGAGGAGGAACAGAGAGGCCUGCAGGAGGGACAGAUCAGUGAUACCAGUGUGCAAGGGGGUGACCAGGAGGAGAUGCUCCGUCAGGCCAACAAAGAGCUGGAGAAGGAGCUGCAGAAUGUUGUUGGGCGCAAUCAGCUCCUGGAAGGCAAGCUGCAGGCCCUGCAGGCUGAUUAUCAGGCCCUGCAACAGCGGGAGGCAACCAUCCAAGGCUCUCUGGCCUCUCUGGAGUCAGAGCAGGCCAACAUCCGGCACCUGGGCAACCAAAUGGAGGCAAGCCUCUUGGCUGUGAAGAAGGCUAAGGAGACCAUGAGGGCCAAGGUGGCAGAGAAGGAGGCUGCUCUGCAGAGCAAGGAAAGUGAGUGCCAGCAACUGCGGGAAGAGGCAGAAAAGUGCCGACAGCUAGUAGAGGUCCGGGACAGGGAGUUCAGGACCCUUGAGAGUCAGUGCCACCAGCAGACCCAGCUGAUUGAGGUGCUCACAGCAGAGAAAGGUCAGCAGAGGCUCAGCCCACCGCAAGAUGACAGCCCAUCCCAUGAGCUAGCAGCUCAGCUGGCCUUGUCUCAGGCACAGCUAGAGAUCCAUUGUGGGGAGGCCCAGCGGCUACAGGCUGAGGUGGUGGACCUCCAGGCCAAACUCUUGGCAGCCCUGGAUGACCGGGAGAAGGUACAGAGCCAACUGGGUGUGGCUGAGGCUGUUUUGAAGGAGCACAAGGCCCUGGUGCAGCAACUGAAGGAGCAGAACGAAGCCCUCAAUAGGGCCCACGUCCAGGAACUGCUGCAGUGCUCAGAGCGUGAAGGGGCACUGCAGGAAAGGGCCAGUGGUGCCCAGCGGAGGAAGGAGGAGCUCUGGGCCCUGCAGGAAGAGCUGACCCAGGUAAAACGAGGCUCCGAGGAGGCCCAGCUAGAGCACACUGAGCUGCAGGAGCAGUUGCACAGGGCCAACACAGACACAGCCGAGCUUGGCAUCCAGGUCUGCGCACUGACUGCAGAGAAGAAGCAGUUGGAGGGGGCACUGGCCUGUGCCACCCGGCAGCUCCAGGAUGCCACAGAGGCAGCCCUAAGGGAGCGAGAGGGUCUGGAACACCAAGUGGCAGGGCUGCAGCAAGAGAAGGAAAGCUUGCAGGUUAAGCUGAAGGUGGCCAAGGAGGCAGCUGGCUUACUGCCUGGCCUACAGGCCCAGCUGGCCCAAGCUGAGCAGCGAGCCCAGAGCCUCCAGGAUGUUGCACACCAGGAGCUCGACACCCUCAAGUUCCAGCUGAGUACCGAGAUCAUGGACUACCAGAGCAGGCUUAAGGCUGCCAGCGAAGAGUCUGAGAGCCUUAGGGGCCAACUUAAGGAACUAAGCCAGCAGCUGCAGAACUCCGAGGAGGCUGUGGGGAAGCUGAAGGCCAUCCAAGCAGAUAUGGGAGAGAAGCUGAGAUGCACCAGCAACCAUCUUUCAGAGUGCCAGGCAGCCAUGCUGAUGAAGGAUGAGGAGGGGGCUGCCCUGCACGAAAACCUGGAAAGGACCCAAAAGGAACUUGAAAAGGCCACAACAAAAAUCCAAGAGUAUUACAACAGACUCUGCCAGGAGGUGACAGCCCGGGAGAAGAAUGACCAGAAGAUGCUUGCUGACCUGGAUGACCUGAACAGAACCAAGAAGUACCUUGAGGAACGGUUGAUAGAGCUGCUCAGGGACAAGGAUGCACUCUGGCAGAAGUCAGAUGCCCUGGAAUUUCAACAGAAGCUCAGUGCUGAGGAGCGAUGGCUUGGGGACGCCGAGGCGAACCACUGCUUCGACUGCAAGCGGGAGUUCAGCUGGAUGGUGCGGCGGCACCACUGCAGGGUAUGUGGCCGCAUCUUCUGCUACUACUGCUGCAACAACUACAUCCUGACCAAGCACAGUGGCAAGAAGGAGCGCUGCUGCCGGGCCUGUUUCCAAAAGCUCAAUGAAGGCGCCAGCUCCCCCGACAGCACCAGCUCAGGCACCAGCCAGGGAGAACUCGGCCCCAUGUUGUCACCAGCCCAAGCUGGGCUCCAGGCCGCUGGAGGCCAAGGCACAAACACAGACUGCAGGCCACCAGACGACGCCGUGUUUGACAUCAUCACGGAUGAAGAACUGUGCCAGAUACAGGAGUCCGGCUCCUCCUUACCUGAAACUCCCACCGAAACCGAUUCUCUUGACCCAAACGUGGCCGAACAUAGGAACGAAAACAGAAGGUGCUCUGACCACUGACAGAAAGUGUGUUUUCGGCCAUGGGAAAUCAGGAACCGUUCCAGGGAAAAGAAACUACCAGUAUGCUGACCCAAGGCUUCCAAGGCAGAUCUGGGACUGGCUAAUGGGAACCUGCCAUCCCCUGAACUUCAUCUAUUUCGGUGAAGAGCAAACCCUCCAAGUCACAUAGGGGCCUGCAUCAUCAGAUACCUGUUUUGUAUGUUAGCUUGAGAUAAACCCAAGCAUCCCUGGUAACUUAUUCUUACAUUUAUUUCCCUUCCUAAGCUUAAGACUCAAUAGAAAAAGCCAGGAGUCUGAGAAAAUGAAAAUAUAGAGCCCUGAAAUUGUAUGAGCAUCCUGAUAGGAAACUUAGAGGGAAAAAAUAAGCAAAUCCAAGGCAAAAGGUGAUGCAGAAGGAAUGAAACACUGUUUAAAUCUAAAUCCAUGAGGGAAUUAGGCUGCUCAGUGUUAAGAACUGAGCUGAGAGAGGGCUGAGCUGAGGUGCCAGGUGUUGAAAGUCGCCAGUUAAGACAAUUAGGUUAAAAAGAAGUAGCUGUUAAACCUUUAAUUACUUACUGUGAUAACAUAAGUGAGAGGUUAACUUGGAGAAAAGUGGUGCUGCCCUAUUCUGAUUUCCCCCAGGAAUGACCACCAGGUGAGGGUCAGAUGGAUCAGCACAGACAUGGGGGGUACAUCUGACUGCUGAGGGAGCCCCGAAGAAAAGGCUCCUGCAUUUAUGGACCAGGGGCUAGGGCAGGGGGCAGGCAGCUAGAAGUAGAAAAGUAUUAUAUACUGAGUCAUAAUGGAGAAAAAUGUCUUCAAGGCCUCUUUCUUCCCCCUCCCCCGUAAGGUCUCAGCAGAGGCACCUGAGGAAGGUCUCGGGUUAGGAAUGCAGGUAUGUGAGUGUCCUUGACAGCAAACCCCCUUCAGGGACUACAGUGCACUGGCUGUGCACCGAGUCUGUGUGGGGAGGCAGCCUUCCCCUGUGAGGCCUGUGGGUAAAGCCUUUCUGAUUGCCUGUGGUCGGGCCUGAAGGAUCACAAGUAGGAUUUUGGCCAGGAGACAGACUCCUCACUUGGAAGGGAUUCUGUUGGAAAAAAAUUGUUGAAGCACCUUCCCUGUACCAGUUGCUUUUACACCCGACCUCACUUAUUCCCUACACAAUCCUUUAAGGAGUAGGGAUUAUUGUCCCAUUUUACAGGUAAAGAUACUAAAGCCUCAGGAAGUCAGGAAACUUGUUCUAGGUCAUGUGGUUGUGUCCAAACUAGGCUUUGCACCCAGGACUCCAUCCUCCAGUCCAUAGCCUUUGAGGUUCAUUUUGAAGAGUUCUGCUCUCUUCUCCUGGUCCCCAGUUCCCACAGGCACAUUCCAAAGUACCCACCUUCCCCUGUCCCCAUGUCUACCCCUCCCCACACAUACACAUUCUUAGGGCUAAGGAAGUUACUUGCCUUUCCCCUCCUGGCAGGGAAGGGAUAAGAAGAAGUCCCCAAAUGCAGCCUUGCAGGGAGACCUGGCAGGAUGCUGCAGACUCCCUAAGGGACCUCUCUGUGGCCUGCCAUGCAUGGCUUAGAGCUCGGACGGUGAUGUGAAGCAGGAGCACAGCCCCUCACUUCUGGGGAAAAGGUGAUAUUCUUCAAAAGUCCCCAGACGCAUCCAUACAUAUCUCCUCCUUAGUUGUCCAGGCCCACCCUUAGCCAUCUCCAUUGACCAAGUGUCCAGCUGUUGUCAGGACUGGGGUGGCAGGCAGAGAAGGAGAGCAAACUCUUGUCAGCUGGUAAACUGGGCCAGUAGGGGUACUGGGCUUUGGUUCCCUUGGCCUCUGGUCAGCCUCCACCCAGUCAUGGCUUCCUCAAGGCCUGGUUUCCCUUUCUGGUUCCAGAUGAGCAGACUGUAUGGUGGGGAAGAGCUUGAGCUCCAGAAUCAGUCGCACCUGGUCAGAAUCCCUUGUCUGCCACCACCACGUUCCAUGACUUAGGGCAGUGCAGUCUCCCUGAACCUGUACAGAAGAGGCAGAAACAGCACCCACCCCCUAGCUAAUGAGAGUGAUGUGUAUGAAGCACUGAGCCCAGUGCUGGCUCCUGGAAGGCCAUAUGUAGAGGUGUGUUGUGAUGUUGGGUAGCCAAGCUGUGCAUGUCUAUUGCUGCAUGUCCCAUACCUUGCACCUAAUAGCCCAGCAGCCUUCUAGAGGAAAGUCAUUGGCCUUGCGUGAACUUAAACUCACCCACAGAGACUGUCCCUGAAUGGCCUCAGUAUCUUUUGCCAGUAAUUGCAUCAGAAUUGGCACUUUGUGGUCGUAGUCUUUUAGGGGAGCUGUGGUGGAUUUGUCACCAUCAAGGAGAGUUGACACCUGAUGUCUUAGAAACAAAGCAAGAACAGGAUAUGGUGAUAAUGGUUAAGGUUUGAAAGCCACCUGGUGCUUGGGUUAACCCAAAGUCCCCACCUUUAGAGGAGUGUAGAGUUGACAGGUACCCAGCAGUCCAUCAGCUGCUUGAAACCUGUAGCCACCAUUGCAAGGCCAAGACAGAGUCUGUUCACUGGGGUUGUAAGCCUAGCUCCACUCUGUGAACUUCAGCAGGUAUUAAUCUCUUUGGACUAGAUUGCUCUUCUGAAAAAUGAGGGUGAUAUUCCCAGCCCUCCUUCGAAGCAGUGUUAUGAGUUACCAGGAACCACGAAGGAGGUGAUGCCCUGAAGAACCCCUUGGAGGAGAAGGCUGGAGUGACCACCCUGACCAUUCCUGUCCCCGUGCUCUUUUCUCUGCCUUCACCUCUCCAGUGGGGCUUCUUCAGGUUUUUCUCUCCUGUGGCACCAUCUCAUCAGUCUAGAGCACUCACUGAGAACACCUGGGCUUUUGGCUCCCAAGUAGCCCCUGAAAUUGGUGUCACCCUGUGUUUGCACUCAGAUGAUGUAGGCCAUUGUAGACACUGCUGUGUGCUGUAUCUCUUACAGGCAGGACUGGAUAAGCACUCACCACCCCCCACCCCCCACCCCCCGGGUAUCAAGAACAUGGUCAGGGAAGAGCAUGUUCUUCACCUGAAGACCCUGAGGCCACACGCAGGCAGUCUAAACUCAAACAGGGCCCACACUUGGCCUGGCUGCCCUUCUUUAGUUCUCCCCAGCCCUCUACUGUACCCCAGGCCUUUUAUAUCAUGGACUGGUAUGGGUGAGCAGAGGGGAGAGCCUAGCUGAGGAGGAGAGCAGGUCUGAGGGAUAGAUUGGGCUCUGUCCUGCACCUGACCUUGGUUUCCGCAUCUGUCAAGUGGAGUUGAUGAUCACAGUUAUCUCUUACUUCAUGGGCUGUCAGUAGCCAGUGGUGUGGACAGUGAAACGGGAGCUUGGGGAGGCUGAGUAAGUUGCUCAAGGGCACAUGGUGGUGGAGCUGUCACUGAACCCAUGUCUGAGCAACCCCAGAGCCCUCCUUCCCUGGUGGGAUGCUCUGGCCAUCAGCAGCACAUGGAGAUUCUGCAGGACCCUUCUCUUCCAACUCUCCACUUCUUUCUUUCCCAGCUAGGGACUCUGCUGCUUGGGCUGGGGCACUGUCAAGGAAGCCAGCAACUCAUGGCCCUCUAUCAGAAGCUUUCACCAUUAAGAUGCAUGCACAAAGACGGGAUGACAGAAGCUUCCCCUUUGAAGUCAAUUAAGAGAGAUAAAUGUCAGCCUUAUCACCAUAAAAAGGGCAGGUCUUGUUUGAGGAAGCACUGCGAGGUCCAUGUGGCCUGAAAAUAGUCAAGGAGUUCUCCUUGCAGGUGCAUUUAGGUGCAUUUAUGGAGCAGUAGGGAGAACUGUGUGAGCCCUGCAGGGCCCUACCGUGCUCAGCUGGACCAGGGCGCAUGUGACAUGCCAUGCACAUCUGGAAGGCACGAGGCUGACACUUCUUGCCUCACCAGCCCCCAUAUUGUAUCUCUAGUUCUUGUAAGUAAAAUAAUCACUGCCAUUUUUUGGAGCCCUUCUAUCCACGGAUACAAACCAGGCUAAGUGUUUCAUAUACAUUCUCACACCAGCCUGGUUGGUGAACUGUUAGGAUCCAUGUUUCACCAAAAAGAAAGGGAACAGAGGUGGUCAGAGGUUGAGAGACUACCAAUUGGUAAAUGCAGGGCUGUGCUUCCACUCUGACCAACCCCUAAAACCACACUGUUAAGCCAGUUCUAGCCCUGCUCCCUGUGUACUCUCUCUAGCUUGUCAGUUGAUUCCUCAUAUUUCACUGGAUGAUUUUGCAGUGCAGAAGCCCAAAGGCUUCUUUAAGCCUGUUGAGCAAAUCACUGGGAUCUAAGAAACAUGCCACAUCCUGUGACCAUAUUAUAAAAGGUAAACAAACGCACUUUACAUUUUGGGCAGGUUGGACACCACAGUGAAGGAGUUGGGCUGUUAUCACAGGUAUACUCCAUUUCCUUGAUAGGACAGUGUCCUUAAAAUUUGCAGUUUUAACUUACUUCCUGUGAACUCUGGGCUCACAGUUAACUGUUUUUCUAUAUUCCAGGCAUAUCACAUUAGAGUAGGCUCACCUAAGGAUAAAAGCAGUUUGGAGAUUUUAAAAAUAGUUUUAUUUCUUAGUCGUGAAAAUCAUAUGCUGUUUAAUAUAUGUGUGUUGAAUAUGCACGUGUGUGGCAGUUAUUGGAUAAUUUCAUUUUUAAACACACAGACCUACCAAA